GUAGAUUCGUAGAAAAGAGUUGGGAGCAAAAAGUUUGAAAGAAGGAGGAGCAGAGUUUUGCUGUGAGUAGGAAAAGUUCUGUUUUAGAGGUCGGACGUCAAAACAACUCAAGAAAAAGACUGGUCCUGAGACUGCGGAGGAGUCCAUUUAUGGGUAGGGGGUGGACCUAUAAUUAAGCGUCUAUCUGACAGAACUUCUUUGAAAAAAACCGCGAAGAUGGCAGCUGAAAGAUCAGUAUGUGGGCAGUGCGGAUGCUUUUAGCUCAUUUUCGACGUCCAUCUGAAAAGUCUGACAUGAAUAACGACAGAGCCGCUGAUCGAACCCUUGACAUUCGCGAGAUGGUCGAACUUCCGACACGGACACCGGACGGGGACCCGGCCGAUAAACAUUUGUUGGAAAGAGAGGAGCAACCUCGAUGUGCUCGACCCUACAAACCAGGUAUCGAUGUCAAUCUGUAUGCCACGAAGAAAAGCGUGGCUCAAGGUAUGAUGGAUAUUGCCCUCCUCACUGCAAAUGCUUCACAGUUGAAAUACAUUUUAAAGGAAGGAGCUGACAGUCGAUUCUACCUUGUAAAUGUCAUAUGUAUUGGAGUUUCUAUAGCUUUACAGCUGAUUGUUGGUGUUCUUUUGAUUUUAAAUACUCGAUAUAACAUCAAUUUAGUAAGCCAUCAAUCAAAAGCAGAACUUAUCAACAACCUUACAAUCAUCGGUAUUUUUCUUAUUACUGUAUCAAACGUUUUUGUGUCUGCCUUUGGAUCUACUCCAAGAUGAAAGAAGAUUUGAGUAAUCACAUUUUUAGCUUUUACACUUUUACAAACCAAAUCAUGUUUUUAAAAAUAUCUUGUUUAAUGUUUGUAACAAUGUGUUAUGCCAUUUGCUUAUGUAAUAGUUGUCAUUUCAAUGUAUCCAGUGUUUGUACACUGUGAAAGAAUUUUCAUUACUGCGGUGUUUGUAACAAUGGUGUUGUCUUAUUAGCUAAUAAAAGGUUUUCAUUUUAAUAAAUUAGUUUUUAGCAGGAAA
Messenger RNA from Parasteatoda tepidariorum (common house spider), 1019 nucleotides. RefSeq names its product ninjurin-2. Gene Ontology annotation, cellular component: membrane. NCBI's taxonomy places the organism in Eukaryota, Metazoa, Arthropoda, Arachnida, Araneae, Theridiidae. Gene Ontology annotation, biological process: tissue regeneration; cell adhesion. The record is from RefSeq and is a predicted model, not a curated record.